Molecule: messenger RNA, 2660 nt
Organism: Ciona intestinalis (vase tunicate)
Lineage: Eukaryota; Metazoa; Chordata; Ascidiacea; Phlebobranchia; Cionidae
Source: RefSeq, a predicted model, not a curated record
GCCUUACAACUAUACAACACCUGUGUUUAACUAUAGGAACACCUUCAGAUUAAAUAGAACCCAAGACAUCACAUCAAUUAUCACACACACGUCUUUACACAUCUGUUAAAUAUUAUACCGCUGUGCAAACUUGUAAUAACCGGAAUAAUCGUGUCCAACCCCUACACGUGUGCAACCUACAUGUCAAAUAUAUGGACAAAGCACCCAAUGCUUGCAAAUGGCGGCUCUAUAUCAUAUAUGAAUAGAAACAUAACUUCGACACUCGGUAUAUAAGGAACCCACAUCAAAAAUCACUUCAACAUUUUCCUCCAAGAAAAUUUCUUCAGUUUUUGAGAAAAAUAACGAGGACAUGCAUCGUGUGAUAUUAGCGCUGCUACUCUUAGUUGGGUUGGCCGCAUCAGCCCCACUGGCAGAGAAAAAAAGCGACGGAGUUCAAGAUGAAGUUCAAAAGAAAUGGUCAAAUAAGGAUUUGUUUCCUGGCUUGCCAAUCGCUUCUCCGUUCGACCAUCCAUUACUGAAACACCCAUUUUACUACGGUGGUGGGCAAGCACAAGGCCAGGGACAAGCACAAGGUAACGGUGGACAAGCACAACACCAGGGUCAAACACAAGGCCACGGUGGACAAGCACAACACCAGGGACAAGCACAAGGUAACGGUGGACAAGCACAACACCAGGGACAAGCACAAGGUAACGGUGGACAAGCACAACACCAGGGACAAGCACAACACCAGGGACAAGCACAAGGUCAUGGUGGACAAGCACAACACCAGGGACAAGCACAAGGUAACGGUGGACAAGCACAACACCAGGGACAAGCACAAGGUAACGGUGGACAAGCACAAGGUAACGGUGGACAAGCACAGCACCAGGGACAAGCACAACACCAGGGACAAGCACAACACCAGGGACAAGCACAAGGUAACGGUGGACAAGCACAACACCAGGGACAAGCACAUGGUAACGGUGGACAGGCACAACACCAGGGACAAGCACAAGGUAACGGUGGACAAACACAACACCAGGGACAAGUUCAACGCAUCUUGGGUAACCAUGUAUCAGUUUAUCCAUAUUUCCCAAAUCCGAAGCUAGGGGCAUUCGGUGGCCAGAAACAGUCUCAGGUUCAAUCCCAGGUAAACAAGCGUUUCUUUGGUUUCCAACACCAGGCACAAAUGCAACACGGUGGCGGCGGUGGAAUGCAAGCCCAAACCCAAGUACAAGCCGGACAUGGCGGCGGCGGAGGAUUCCAACACCAAUCCCAGGUGCAAGUUCAACACGGAGGUUAUGGAGGUUUCCAGUCUCAACACCAAAGCCAGGGGCAAUCUGGUUACGGUGGGGCCCAGUCUCAACACCAAAUGCAAGGACAGGGACACAGUGGCGGCUUCCAGUUUCAAGCACAACACCAAGGAUCUUGGUACAAACGCAGUGGCGAUGAAUCGGAGGUCGAGAAGCGAGGUUUACAAUUUCAAGCUCAACGACAGAGGGGGAGAUAUGGUAAGCAGUCCCAGGCCCAAAUGCAAGGACAAUCUGGCCGGGGUGGAGGCCAAUUUCAGGCACAGAGCCAAAAGCAGAACGGUGGGUACAGUAAGCAGUCUCAACACCAAAUGCAAGGACAGUCUGGCCGGGGUGGUCGCCAAUUUCAGGCACAAAGCCAAAAGCAAAACGGCGGGUACGGUAAGCAGUCCCAGGCCCAAAUGCAAGGACAAUCUGGCCGGGGUGGUCGCCAAUUUCAAGCACAAAGCCAAAAGCAGAACGGUGGGUACAGUAAGCAGUCUCAACACCAAAUGCAAGGACAGUCUGGCCGGGGUGGUCGCCAAUUUCAGGCACAAAGCCAAAAGCAAAACGGCGGGUACGGUAAGCAGUCCCAGGCCCAAAUGCAAGGACAAUCUGGCCGGGGUGGUCGCCAAUUUCAAGCACAAAGCCAAAAGCAGAACGGUGGGUACCGUGGGGCCCAGUCUCAACACCAAAUGCAAGGACAGGGACACAGUGGCGGCUUUCAGUUUCAAGCACAACACCAAGGAUCUUGGUACAAACGCAGUGGCGAUGAAUCGGAGGUCGAAAAGCGAGCUUUACAAUUCCAAGCCCAGCGACAGAAGAACAGAGGGCUAUUCGGUAAGAGCAGACAGUCCCAGGCCCAAUUCCAAAUCGGUAAAGGUGGGGCUCAUGUUCAAGCACAACACCAGGAGCAACACGGGAGUGGAAAACAAUCUCAAUCACAAGUUCAGUUUGGGUUAGGCAAGGGGGGUCUGCAUUUUGGAGCCCAACACCAGAAACAAUACGGAAAAUAAAUCUCAAAGGAUUUCAACACUGGCCUGAUACGAUGAUGACGUCACAAUCUCUUUUAUAUUUUUAUUAUUGCAUCAAAUUCUCGUAUUUUGCUAUUGUUCGUUAACACUGAUGUACUGCUUACGUAAUUUAAACAGUUUUUAAAUAUUUUCGCGGGGUUUAACGAAUUAUUAAUGCUUUAUUUUAAAAGUAAUUUUUCGUGUUGAUGAAAUAUAAACAUAGCAAAUACGACAAAAUGAUUUGUACUGACUGAGAUAAGGUGCAAACUUCGAGAAAUCGGUGAAAUACUUUUUUGAAAUCAAAUGCAAGUACUGGGCGUUAAUGUAUCGUACCGAUGCUGAUUUAGAUUAUAACCAAAGUUCGUAUAUAAACAUA